ACAUGUAACACUUUAUGUUGAACAAACCUAAAAAGACAUACUGCAGGAGUGUGUAGCCCGCCCGAAUAGUUAGCCUAGUGUUUUAACUUUUCUGUUUUUACUCGCUGCAAAAAUAAUCAAUUUCUAAAAAAUUAAUAAUUGUGACCUGGUUAAGCAACUGGAAACCCUGUGCGUGUAGGCGUCACCAAAGUAAAGAAUUAAUAAAAAACUUCUUUUUUGCUCUAAUUUUGCAAAAUAAGUUUGGACUUUUGAAAACAUUCCAUAUUUGUACCCUGACCAGUUGUUAAACGUUUUAACCAAGAAUUUGUUUUGCUGAAACGGUAUUUUAAAAAUGUUUGAUUGGUAGUUUUGAAAGGUACCUUUUCAAAGGCUCAAUGUGGCGUUAGUUCAAUUUAAUUGAUAAUUGUCUUCGAAAAGAUACAAGUCGUAGAGUUGGGCUUGCCACAUUCUGCUUUGUUGCCAAGCUAACUUCCAGCUGGAAAAUCAAUGAAUAUAAUCGUGAUCAUGGGUAGCCAUUUUUGUGGAGCUAGUCAUUCACGUUUAGUAAUAAUAUAUAAAUAAAACAUACAUGUUGAACUUGAUUUAGUUAUAAUAUUAUGUUACAUAAUAUCUGUACUAUAAUAAGCCCCUAAUACCUAUCGUUGAACUAUAUUUAGCUCACGAGUUAGUUGCGGAACUUUACAUGAAGUAAUUCUAACAAUUAAAAAUGGCUGCAAUUGUGACCUUGCAAUCUAAACAUUAAAAUUGUUGUUCCAAAAGAAUUUCUUCAAAUCAUUCAAAACAUAUGAACUUCUGGAAUGGUCUGGUCAUGGCCGAUUUGUCUAGCGAAUUAUCUAAGAGAACAGAAUCAAAUCACAAACAAAGCAAUAAAUUGAUCAAUUUGAAGCUUCUUUUUGUUGCCACUGACAGAAAACUAUGGAGGAAAAUCAUAGCAAACUUUUACUUUAUUUUCAAAGCCAUUGAGGAGGAAAUUCUUUAUCACAAAGAUCACGAACGGUUGUGGUGCCUGUAUAUUCCAGGACUGCUGCGAAAGAAAGCUUUCGAAGAGGAUUUACUUUACUAUUAUGGUGAGCAGUGGUCUUCGUUGGUCUCUCCAAGUCCCGCUACUAAGGAUUUUGUUGACCAUAUUCACGCAGUUGUCGAAAAAAACCCGAUGCUUUUGGUUACCUAUAGUCACACUUUUUAUCUGGCUUUGAUGGCAGGCGGUAAGAUUGUAAGAAGUAUUGUUACGAAGUCCUUGCGUUUAAAAAAUGGUUUAGGAACAUCAGCAUUGGAGUUCAAAUCUGAGAGCGCGGUUAAACUGAAGAAAAAUUUAAAGGAUACCAUUAACAGUUUAGGUGUUGACUGUGAACUAAAGGAACAACUUGUACAAGAAAAGAUUGUUGCAUUUAAUAUGGUUAAUGCAAUCGUGAAGGAGAUCAAAUUGGAACCUUCAUCAUUUAUGGGAAUCAUCAAGUUGCUGCUUUUACUUCUUGCCCCAUUGAUCGUUGCUUAUCUUAUUUAUCAAAUUUGGGUGCAAAAGACGUAACAAUGUUUAGCUUAUUGAUAAUAUUUUAGUAUAAGUUAUAACGUCGUGUUAAAACGAACAAGUUAAUUUUAGAAAAGUGUGAACUAUACAAGUAUCUGAUAAAAGACGUUAAUAUGACUUCUGGGGGAAAGGGAUGAGGCUUGCAGGUAUUACGUCUACGCUCAAAAGCUCAUGGUAUUAUAAAGGUGCACAUCCAAUACGACAGCAAAUACUAAUCCAAUGGGAAAAAAUAUGUACGCAGUUGAUAAACAAAUACAUCUGAUCAUGCAAUAAACCCAUACAUACGAUCACACAAUGAAUGCAUACGUACAAACUA
Messenger RNA from Xenia sp. Carnegie-2017, 1844 nucleotides. RefSeq names its product heme oxygenase-like. Bases 785 to 1528 code for a protein of 247 amino acids. Lineage: Eukaryota; Metazoa; Cnidaria; Anthozoa; Malacalcyonacea; Xeniidae. The transcript is spliced from 10 exons. The record is from RefSeq and is a predicted model, not a curated record. Gene Ontology annotation, biological process: heme oxidation. Gene Ontology annotation, molecular function: heme oxygenase (decyclizing) activity.